Molecule: messenger RNA, 4233 nt
Organism: Nymphalis io (European peacock)
Lineage: Eukaryota; Metazoa; Arthropoda; Insecta; Lepidoptera; Nymphalidae
Gene: Dmtn
Product: transmembrane and coiled-coil domains protein 2
Exons: 18
Coding region: 323-2125 (600 amino acids)
Cellular component (GO): endomembrane system
Source: RefSeq, a predicted model, not a curated record
UUCCAUCCAAUCUAGACGUCUUUUUGCACUCCGUUGUUUUCUGUCAUUUAUACAAUCGUAACUAUGUGGUAAUUUUAUUUUUAUUUUCAAGAAAAAAUAUGUACAGAGACUAUUGUGUAACAAACCAGUGUUAGAAAACAGAAGACGCUUAAGUUGUGUUGUUUAAUAUAUAUAAAUCUCGAAAGAAUGGAGCUAACGAAAGUAAUGAACCAAUUAUGAAAAAAUAAUAAGGCAUAGAUCCUUAUGGUCGAAUUGUUACAAGUCAAUGUAAGGUGGUCCGGUGGCCGGGUUCGGUGGUAAGGUGGCGCGGUGGCACGGUGCAAUGGAUACGUUGCAUGUGGGGCACGGUCACAGCAAGGGAUCGAGUAGGAGCCAGUCGCCCUCCGCGGCUGAUUUACGCGACCCUGCGGUGGUGACGGAUGACGUCAUUAGGUCGAGGGUGCAGUCGCCGUCCACAGCACACCAUGAUUCAUCGCGUCACGGCGAGACCAGGGCGCACCAUGUCAAGUCCCAUUCCAGAGACCUCGGCAACAGCCCGCUAUCCAGUAACACCACGGCGAAUAGUUCUAGAGACUUAGAAGAUUCGCCUCAAAAGAAGAAUAUGUCGAAUAUAUUGGCACCUGGUGAUUACGCUUACGCGGUAUGCAGUCCUAACGUCUCCUAUGCAUUAUCGUCAGCCGAUGAAUACGGCUCGCCGGCUUAUCGAGGUCAGGAUGGAGACUAUAUCAAUCAAGGCGACGAAAUGGAUGGUGGUGGUAACGUGACGUCAGCGAAGGCGCAGGCGGCGAUCGCACACCUCAACAGUAAGAUCGAACGUACCAAGGACCUGAUACGUCUCGAACAGACCAUUAGAGAUGACAACGUAAACGAGUACCUGAAGUUAGCAGCCAACGCCGACAAACAGCAGCUACAGCGCAUCAAAGCGGUGUUCGAGAAAAAGAACCAGAAAAGCGCACUCUGCAUCGUCCAGCUGCAAAAAAAGCUAGAUGGUUAUAACAAGAGGAUUAAAAACUGGGAGCAACACGGAACAAGUGGACAGUCACACAGGCAACCUCGAGAAGUUCUAAGAGAUAUGGGACAAGGGCUCAAGAAUGUUGGUGGUAACAUCCGCGACGGUAUCACGGGCCUGGGUGGUAGCGUGAUGUCAGCGCCGCGCGAGUUCGCGCAUCUCUUCUCGCGCUCCAAUCGCUUCGGCUCCGCGGACAACAUCGCACAGCUCGCCGAGAACACGGGCCCUUCCCCACAACACGCGGAACUGAGAGCGAACGCGUCGUCGGAAGGCUCGCGCGCGUCGGAGGCGGGCGAGGGCCGCGGCUCCACGCUGCCGCGCGCCGCCACCGCCGGCGCCGCGUCGCCCGCGCACAAGUACUCGCCCGACGCCUCGCCCUCCUCCUCCGUCACCAGCGAGGGCGCGCCGUAUCCGACGCAACCGGGGUCGAAUAUGUCGGAAGCUACCUUCAGUAUGAAGCCAAUACUAAACGAGCUCCGGGAACGGCGGGAGGACUACGAGCGGUUAGCGGAAAAAAUUGAUUCGAUAAAGAAUCUGUCGCAGGACGUGUCCUUCUUGUCAGCUGCGCUACAAGAGGAACGCUUCAAGACGGAGCGACUGGAGGAACAAAUCAAUGAUCUCACUGAACUGCACCAAAAUGAGGUAGAAAAUUUAAAACAAGCACUCACGGAUGUUGAGGAGAAAGUACAGUACCAGAGCGAAGAGCGAAUACGAGACAUACACGAGGCGCUCGAUCUGUGUCAAACUAAAAUCAGCAAGCUGGAGCAGUGGGCGGCGGGCGGCGGCGGCGCGGGCGGCGCGGGGGGCGCGGGCGGGGAGGCGGGCGGCGCGGCCGCGCUGCCGCCGCGCCUGCUGCUCGUCAAGCUGCUCAACGUGGCCAUCACGCUGCUGCAGCUGGCGCUGCUGCUGGUGGCCACCGUGGCCGGCGUCGCCAUGCCCUUCCUGCGCACCAGGGUGCGAGUCCUUACAACAAGUUUAGCCGUAAUGGUCGGCGUUAUGGUCUUAAAACAGUGGCCCGAAGUCACUCAGCUCUCGGAGCACCUGGUCCGACGCCUCAAGGAAUACCUUCUAGACAAGCACCACGACAGGUAUGAAUGCAAGUCGUUGUGUGGUUGAUAUUGAAUCGGCGUUUUUUCGGAGAUAUUGCAAUUUUGUCCUGAUUCGUUAUUGUAUAAAAUAUGAUGGUUUUGAUUUUAUGAAACUUAAUGCUUAAAUAUGUAUAAUUAAUCUUUUACGUGAGACAAGAUAAAUAAGUUUUGUUUAAUGUAUAUGUGAUUAUAUUGGAGAUAAAAUAAAAAAAAAACUCCAUUACAAACGCAACAUACAUUUUUUUUUAUUUAUUUAAGAUAUAUGUGAUGAAAAUAAAUAUACUGACUGUGAUUUUAUUUUUAAUUCUAAUGUAUUAUGUUUUUAUAGUGUUUGUGUAAUACAAUAGUAUUUUUUGUUAGAAUAAAAAAAAAACAGAAAUAUUCUUAUUUAUCUUGUUUCAUAAAUGAAUCUUUACAAUUAGGAAGUUGCCUUACAGACAUAUUUUAUAAUGGAUGGAAAAUAACGGUAUAAACUUAGUUUUAUUAUUAAAAAAAAUUCUUAUAAUGUCUUUCAUAUACAAUUUUAUGAAACUUACUCCUUGUACCUAUUAUUAGUUUAAAAUUAAUGUUGCAAUUGCAACUUUUAAAAAUUUAUGAACAAUGCUUAGAACGGGCUGGAUCCCCAAAAUAAUUAGUGUUUUAUUUUAACGUGGAUUUUCAGUUUUUCGCUGAUUUUAUGAAAUUAUUAAAAAUAAAUGGUGAUUAUAAAUUAUCGCACAUUUUGAAUUUAAGAAAUGUAACAAUUAUUAUUUUUUAAUCGAUGCCAAUGGCAGAUAGACCGUAUACCUUAGCGCACUGCCUAACAUCUAUAAAAAAAUAUGUAAUGUGUCUUUCAUUCUAAAAGUGUGAUAUAUCCUAUUUUAAAAAUUAAAAAUGUCCAACUUUUAAAAUUAGCGAAAUUUUAAUAACGAUUCUUACUCAUAGUUGUUUAGCGUUUUUUUAUUAAAUAACUUACCUCAGUGUAAAGGCUGAUCGAAAAAAGUUAGUUAAAAUAAACUCGAAUCGAUUAAAAAUAGCGAAAUGUGACAAGUAAAUAAGGUGAUGGAGUUUCUUUUAUUUGCAAUUAUGUAAUUUUUUGUAUUAUAUAAUGUAAUUAUUGCUCGGUUGCCAUCGCGUUAGCGUUUUUAGCUGUUUAUAAUUAUUGUAAAAAAAUAUUUUUUCAAUGAAAAAUAGUUUUAGUGAAGCGAGUGAAUUGGUAAUGAAAUUAAUAUUUAUUUAAUUUAAAUUCAAUAUUGGUAUUUGUAAUAGGAAAAUUAGAAUUUUUAUUAUUCGGUCCUUAUUAAAAACAAGGAAUUAUUUAAUUGAAAUUGUUAAAUUAGAAAUCGAUAUGGUUCCUUUUAUAUAAUGAUUUAAGUUAUGUUUGUAACGACGGCUUUUAUCGAUGUUGAAUGAAUCAGUGAAAAUUCUAGUUAUUACUGCGUUGAGAAAAAAAACGAUUUUAAGAAGUGACGAGUCUAAUGAUUUCACAUAUUUUGUUAUUACAACGAGCCCCCCCCCCAUCCGUCUGUGCUUCGUCGGAAAUAAAUAUAUUAUUAAAUUUUGAUCGUUUUAUAGUAAAAUAUUUCGUACAUAAUAUUUUUAUACGUUAAUGAAAUGUAUAGUUUAGCAAAAUACGCUAUGAAAUCAUUACUCUAGCUUUGAUAUUCAAACUACUAUUUAGAAAAAUCUUUUCUAAUUAUAUUAAUAUUUGUAAACAUUCCAAAUUAUUAACUGAUCGAAUAGUUUAAUCGGAUUAACCUACAUUAUUCUAGAACUAGACUUAAUACCCGGUUUCUACCCUCCACUUUCUUAAUGUAAAAAUGUUAUCUCUGGUUUCGUUAAUCUGUAUAUUGUGUAAAUAUGUUUUUUUUUACUCUGUGCUGUAGUCGUUGCGUCUAUACUUUUAUUUCACGUAUGAUACCGCUGUAAACGAUAGACAAAAAUGUUUGUCAAUGCUGUAAAAAUAAUUUGUAAAGAAGCAAGCAAUAUGUUAAAAAUGUGUGUAUUUUAUUUUUCACAGAGAUUUUUGUUGCGAAUGAACAAUGUCACUAUUCUUGUUUCAUUUGUUAUCAGUAUGUAUUUAGUAUUGGUAUGUAAACAAUUUCAUUUUCUGUUGCCGGCUACGGAUUGAAUUAAAUCAUCACAAAUUUAUUCAAA